UCUCACCAGCUUCCAGACUCACCGCAAUGGAGCAUACCUUGCGCUGCAACGUGUUGAAGUGCCGCAAGGAGCUCAAUGACCACGCAGUCGUCACAACCUGCAGCCAUGUCUUCUGCAUCGACUGCUCCAAUCGCUGCCAACUCUCUGGCCAACGCGAAGGCGGACGGCCAAGCUGCCCUGCUUGCCAUGUUUCCCUCACGAAUCCCGAUGAUGUGGUUGUCACGAGCCUGAACCCAACCGAAGACUACAAGACCAGCGUUCUCAGCGGCUUGCAUCCGAAUAUCAUUAUGGAGUGUGCUGGAAGGGCGCUGAGCUUUUGGGCAUAUCAGUCCACGCAGGAGAUCACCUACCACGAAUACUUGGCGAAGAACUUGACGGACAAAUACGCAUCUUUGAAUACACAGAUGGACAAGAUCAUCCAUGAUGCGAAUGGCGAGAUCUCUAAUCUUCGCAACAAGAUGUCGAACAUGCAGGUUGAUCAAGAUGGUCUUCGGAGAAAGAACGAAGAGCUGAUCCAGACACUACGAGAGAAGAGCCGCAAGCAACUUCGGACCCAAGAACUCUACGAUAAGUUGAAACGUCGAGCAAUGAUAGGCGAGGUUCAGAACGCAGCUUUGGAUGCUGUUGACCAGAAUAUACAAGCGUCAGUUACAGUCAACCGAUUUGUUGACAGAGUAGACAACCAGAAUCAAAAUCUCCGACCUCCACCACCUCCUCUCUUCUCAAAUCAGCAGACAAGUGGAAUGCAGCGUCUUGGCCUUGUUACUGAUAAUGGACCGAUUGGAGGAGCACAGGUUGGCAGGGGCGGACACGGAGAGGACACUUGGGCCGGGUUCAGUAGCCAGGGAAGUGCUCAGCAAAAUCACCCUAUCCAAACUCCUUCCACUCACCGCCAGCGCUUAGCUUCCGGAAAUGUUCCUGUUCCACGGAUUGGACUGGCCAAUCUUCCAGGAAACAGUGUCCCUGCAGCACCGAUGCCACAACACAGAGUUUCUCCACGGCAGCCACUGGCCAACCCCAAUGGAAACAGUCCCGGGCCAGGCUUCGCGGGUUACGGAAUGAGUGCUGGUUUGAAAGUCAGCAAUCCAGCUGGAUCUGGUGCCAACGGAUUUUCCAGGCCUGUGGUUCGAUCUAGAGUUGCGCACCGCCCAGGCUCUGGAUUUACAGCAAAUAGUAACUCCGCUUUUGACACUUCCCUAGCACCGAACAUGUUCUCAAAUGGGGGUAACUAUUACUGAUUUACAGGAUGGAAAUCAUCGAUAUUGCUAUACCCUUUGCUUUACCUAGACUAAUUUUUGCUUGCUAAGGAUUGCUUGUUUUGAAAGCACUCGUACCCGUGGGAUGUCUUUGGGCGAUGUCACCUAAUUUUGCUCUUUCACUGAAUAGAAGGUUUACGCGGCGCGGCUGUCUACAACAAAGAGCUAUGAGCAAUGGAAAUUGUGAGUACAGCAACUUUUAC
This is a messenger RNA of Hyaloscypha bicolor E, 1459 nucleotides long. RefSeq lists its product as uncharacterized. The transcript has 6 exons. Lineage: Eukaryota; Fungi; Ascomycota; Leotiomycetes; Helotiales; Hyaloscyphaceae. The record is from RefSeq and is a predicted model, not a curated record. Gene Ontology annotation, biological process: reciprocal meiotic recombination. Gene Ontology annotation, molecular function: ubiquitin protein ligase activity. Bases 27 to 1238 code for a protein of 403 amino acids. Gene Ontology annotation, cellular component: synaptonemal complex.